Geodia barretti is the source of this 1482-nucleotide messenger RNA. The record is from the annotation of a GenBank genome assembly. Lineage: Eukaryota; Metazoa; Porifera; Demospongiae; Tetractinellida; Geodiidae.
AUGGCGGAUCAACGGAAAAGUGAGGACCCGUUUCUCGGCAGUCUUCAGAAACUAGACGACGAGCUAACGUGUCCAGUAUGUUCAGACCACUUCACGGAGCCCAAGGUCCUACCGUGCCUCCAUUUCUACUGUAAGACGUGCAUCGCGGACCUCAUAAAACGCGCGAAGGGCCGCCCGUUCACCUGUCCCGAAUGUCGCCGCGAGACCAACGCCGAGGAAGACAACCCGGAUAAUCUACCGACGGCAUUUUUCGUGAAUCGGAUGGAAGAGCUGUUUUCGGUAAUGAAAAAGGCGGAGCGGAAAGACAGCGUCACGUGCGAGAGCUGCCGUUCGCAGCUACCUGCCGCGGAUUUUUGUCACGACUGCAGCAAGUACAUCUGCACCGACUGCGCUAAAGCCCACAGGCAAAUGUGGUUACUCUCUUCACACAGUGUCGUUUCCAUCGAUUCACUCCGCUCGACGAUUAGUAAGAACCCGCCUGAAAAGCUUCAAGUAUUUUCCCGCGAGGUAAAAUGCAGCAAGCACAAGGACGAACCGCUAAAGUUAUAUUGCCACGACUGCAGCAAGUUGGUUUGUCGCGAUUGUAUUGUUAUCGACCACAAAGACCACGAGUAUGCGUUUGUUAUCGAUGCUGCUCCACUGUGCAAGGCGGAAAUACAAGAAAAAUCGGAAUCGGUAAAGAAGAUAACAGAAGGUGUAAAAUUGGCCGUGAUAUCGCUGGGCGAAUCAAGGAAAAAGCUCUCAGACCAUGGAAUUGCGACUACAAGAGCUAUCGACCAAGCGAUCGAUGAAAUUGUCGCAAAAUUGGCAGAGAAACGGAGGGAAAUGAAAGAAAAAGCAAGUCGCAUCGUGGGCGAGGCAGAAGAAAAAAUAGCUGCCCAGGAGAAGAAUGCUCAACUUGCGGUGGGGGAGCUGGUGAGCCUGCAAGAGUUUAUGAGUCGUAGUCUUGAAACAGAAACCGAUCAAGAAAUACUGAGUCUGAAGAAGCAAGUGUCCGAUCAGGUGGAGAGGGUGGGCGAGCUUUAUAGCGAUGCUGAUAGGAAGUUCCCACUGCCAGAGCUACCAGAACUGGUGGUAAAGUGUGGGGAGAGGGUUAAUCAGGCGAUAGAAACGGAGCUAUCUGUAGCUCAGAGGGAGCUUGAAAAGGAAGUAGCAGUAGUGGCUUCAUUUGGAAAAGAUGAACCUGGUGAACCAUAUGAUGAAGUAGUGGAUGCAAUACCACUAUCUGCUACACUGAUUAACCCAACAAAUAUACUCAACAGAGAAGAGGAAUGUAUGCCACCAUGGGGUCAUACAAAGGCGCCCCAACUAAGGGAGGCAAUAUGGGAUUCAAUACCAAGUGGGGAAGGAGAGCCAAUACGGGGUCAUAAAAGAUACCAAAAAGACAAAGGUGGACCAAUUGGAGUAUCACUAAGGAGUGGUAUCUGGCCUGAAAAAAAUGAGGAAACAAAAAACAAAAAGGCCGUUAGAUGGGGUCAAUGA